UACGUUGCAUGCCAGACGCGGCAGUUUCCGAGGCUGCAGCGGAAAGAACUCGUCGGGCCAGAAACGGAUCACAAGGCACCGGCUCAACUUCAUGAUCCAUCCAACGGCCCGCAUACCCGCAUUGCUGCUGCAUGAGCUUUCGAUCAUUCGCUCUCAUGCGUAUUCAGCACCCUUCGGCGGAUAAUACUCGGCGGGGGUCAAAAUGGGCUUGGUGAAGCAGUGCCUGUUCCCGGAAUGGCGGGGUCUUUUCAAUGCUUGGGUGUGGGGCCAUGACGUUAAAGUUCGAUCUUGGUUAACGUUCAAAUUUAAGCUGCCUCAACAUCAGUUCGAACCGUGAUGCUCUGACCCCUGCGCCUUUGACUCAUCAGCAGGGUGGCCCGAGCUUUUGAGGGUUUUCUUGUGGUUCCCACACACUCCGCUGGGCUAACUGCGAUUCUUUCAGAAAUUUCGACCCCACCAGUGACUCCGACCGACAAUUUCGCCCACCACCAGUACCCCCAACUCACCUCCUUCUCACCAAUCGUCUAACACGUCCUUUUCAUCCAGAAGAAUUGUUGCUUGCGAGGCGGCAAUGGCCUAGAAUCACGGAGGAAAGCGCCGUACGAAAGAACACAAGGCAGUCUCGACGACCUUGGUCGGGGACGACCCGACUUCGCUGGCAUCGUUUCCAUCGCUGCAACCCGCCAUCCUCGCUCUCGCUGUCAACCCGCCAAGGCUCACCAGGCAGGGGCUCACACGACCCCUAUGUAACGAACCCAAACCACAGCAUCAGGCUGAUCUCCCCACAUUGUCACAUCCACAGCAACAAUGUCCUCUCCGCCCGUGAUCAAAGCCGGCGGGGGCUCGGACAAGCCCCAGCGCAAGCCCAAGCCUAAACGGGUGAACAACGUCCGCCGCAUCAUGCACCGGGAGCAGCGCAUCCGCGAGAGGUCUGUAGCGUCCUCGCCACCAGUGAGCGCGCCCGCCGCUCCCGCCGCUCCCGCCACCUCCUCGGGGCCGGUGUGCAAUAAUCCGCAGUGUGAGAAGUCCGACGUCCGUGAUGGGGUCUGCCAGAACUGCGGCCGUGUCAUGUACGAGAGCAACAUCGUCGCCGAGAUCACCUUUGGUGAGACUGCCUCCGGUGCCGCCGUGGUCCAUGGUAGCUAUCUUGCCGCCGAUCAAGGCAGCAUCCGCCCUACUGCCAGCGGGCCCGCCUUUCGACGCGUCCCCGGUGCUGGCGGGAGCGAGGCCCGCGAACGCAGCCUUAGGGAGGCGAAGCAGAUCAUGAACCAGUUUGCGCACCAGCUGCGCAUACCGCUCCACCUGGUCGACAAAGCCCACCGGUUGUACAGGGCUGCGUCGACCAGCAACUUCAUUCAGGGCCGACGCAAGCACACGGUGGCUGCGGUCUGCCUUUACGCCAUCUGCCGGAAGGAGGAUCACAACAAGGUCAUGCUGAUUGACUUGGCCGACAUCAUCAAGACGGACGUCUUCUUGCUCGGAAAAAGCUACAAAGACCUGCUCAACUCUCAUCCCAACCUGAAAGAGGGCACCAAGCCGAUCAUCAUCGAGGAUCUCAUCUUCCGCUUCGCCAGCAAGCUCGAGUUCCUCCACGACACCAACAAGGUGGCUCUCUCAGCCGUGCGCAUUGCCCAGCGCAUGCGCCAUGACAACAUUACCCACGGCCGCCGGCCUGCCGGCAUCUGCGGUGCCGCACUCAUCAUGGCUGCCCGCGCGCACAACUACCGCCGCACCGUCCGCGAGGUGGUCUACAUCGCCAAGGUUACCAUGGCCACCCUGCAGGAGCGCAUGGAGGAGUUCGCCAAUGUGCCCGCGGCCCAGAUGACGGUCGCCCAGUUCCAGGAAGCCGAGAGCUUCCCCGAGACCUCACACGACCCGCCGUUCGUCUACAAGCAGACGAAGGAGUGGCAGGAGAAGCAUCCGAAGAGAGUCAGAAAGAGGAAGCGGAAGGCGAAUGAAGUUGACCCUGCCACGAGCCCGUCCGGCGAAGGAUCGGAGGAGCAGGGUGCUGCGAAACGGCAGAAGCUGGACUCGAACGAGUCUCAGCCGCCCUCUGUUCCCAUCGACCCGGCGCUCCAAGAAGCCUCCACGGAGGGAGCAGCGCCGUCGGCGCCGGAACCGCACGGGGAAUGCUCAUCCGCACCUGCUGUCAACGACAGUGGCGCUGGCGUUCGUAUACGCAUACCGACUGCCGAGGAACUCUCCAUUGCCAAUGCUGCAACGGCAGACGUUGAAAAUCAGCUCGAGGAACUGGCAGGCGAGUUUGGGGACCCCCAGGAUGAGGAAGUAGAAGAGGAGCUGGACCCGAGCAGCGAGAUGGCCAUGGCGGCGGCACAGGGGAUUCAAGUCCCGGGCAUGGAAAAUAUGAAGAUCAAGCCGAGAAAGGACCCUUCGACCACAAGCCCCGGCGAUGGGUUUGCCGCGGGCAAAGGGAGGAGAAAGCCGAAAUUGACUAUCGACGAAGCAUGGGAGCAGGAGGAGAACGAGCUCGAACAGGAGAUGCAAGGCCAUCUGAACGAUCCUGCCUUGAUCGACGCGUCCGCACUUGUUACUCAAGAUAUCGAGCGGCGGCGCGAGCAGCGGUUCGCUGCCCAAACGGAUUCACCUGCUAUUACGGCGGCGGAGACGACCACCAACCAACUCGUUCCUGACCCCUCGGACCCCCGCUUCACGCCCAUCUCCAAGGUUUCGGAUGACCCCAUCGUGCACGAGGACGAAUUCAAAGACGACCCGGAGGUCAUGUUCUGCAAACUCACGGAGAAAGACGUGAUGAUGAAGGAGAUGAUCUGGGUCAACCACAACAAGGACUACUUGCGCAAGAUGCAGCAGAAGAUCUUCGAAGCCAAGACGUCCAAAGGCAAGCCGGUCAAGCAGAGGAGCGGGCGCGCCAGGAAACCGCGCAUCGGAGAAGGCCAGGCCACGCCCGCCAGCUCCGCCGCCGAGGCUGCGCAGAACAUGCUGCGCACCCGGGCCAUCAGCACCAAGCUGGACUACCAGCGGAUGGGCAACCUGUUCGAGUUCACCAAGGGCGGCCCUGGCAGCACGUACGGCGGCGCCAGUUCGGUCGGCAGCCGCAGCGCCCUCCCCAGCAGCGCGGGGAGUGAUGUCGAGAGCGACGACGAGGGCGGCUCGGAUGCCGACGAGGCGCAGAACCAGACGUCAGCAGCCACCGCGGCGGCGGCCGCUGCUACCGCGCGAGAGAAGGCCGCCAGGGCGCUUGCACCGCCCGACGAGGAGGACGAAGACGAGGGCGAGGGCGACCAGGAGUUUGGGGGCGAAGACGACUUCCAGGACGGAGAGGAGGAAUUUGACCCGUUCGGAGAUAACGGCGGGGAGGAUUACUAGGAGUGAAGCGGCGCUGAUAUUGCGCAGACCAGCCAUCUCUUCCGCAUUCAUGGGCUAAGAUCUGUAAGAACACAGGUUCUGGGAUGGCUGGCAUGUUUUUCCGAUAGAGGAGAUGUAGGGUAACCACAGGGUAGCGUGGGCGGCAAUCUUAACGGGGGUCUCUUUCAAUUCAAAUCCAUCAAGCUAGGAUGAGCAGCUGGUGUCCUCUCUGUCGAAUCUGGGGUAGAAAGGUUGAGCGAUGCCCAUUUCCCCCGUUAAGAAACACUGACUCUAUCGUUCACAUCACUGAGGGUUCGAAGUAUCGGUGACUGGCUCAAUUCCA
Molecule: messenger RNA, 3667 nt
Organism: Thermothielavioides terrestris NRRL 8126
Lineage: Eukaryota; Fungi; Ascomycota; Sordariomycetes; Sordariales; Chaetomiaceae
Exons: 1
Coding region: 808-3345 (845 amino acids)
Biological process (GO): transcription by RNA polymerase III; DNA-templated transcription initiation; transcription preinitiation complex assembly
Cellular component (GO): transcription preinitiation complex; nucleus; transcription factor TFIIIB complex
Molecular function (GO): RNA polymerase III type 3 promoter sequence-specific DNA binding; TBP-class protein binding; RNA polymerase III general transcription initiation factor activity
Source: RefSeq, a predicted model, not a curated record